GAUGCUUUGCGCGUUGUCUUCCAAAGGAAGUUGUGGAAUCCAAAAAGUUUGCCUCCCAUCAUUUGGUGAAGCUUCCACGGAGGGUCAGUCCACCCACAGAGGGCAGGGAAUGCACAUCAGGUGAAACGGGCUGCGACUAAUUCCUGGUUCAUACUAACAGAGCUGAUCUAUUAUUUACGAUCUAAUCGGACCUCCAUCCCCUGGAAAAGGUCACGGCUCUUCCUGCUAAAGUCGCGAUGGCGGAGCGGGUUCUGGUGGUGGGAGGCGGAGGACGGGAACACGCGCUGGCCUGGAAGCUGGCCCAGUCGCCCCGGGUCCAGCAGGUUCUGGUGGCUCCUGGGAACGCGGGAACCGCCAACUGCGGCAAGAUCAGCAACUCUGAGGUGUCGGUCAGCAACCACAGCAUCCUGGCUCAGUUCUGUAAGGACCACCACGUCGGUUUGGUCGUAGUCGGACCCGAAGCUCCGCUGGCAGCAGGUAUGGUGGACGACCUGAAGGCGGCGGGCGUUCUGUGUUUUGGACCGACGGCUGCGGCGGCUCAGUUGGAGUCCAGUAAGAGUUUCGCUAAGGCCUUCAUGGAGCGUCACGGCGUUCCCACGGCUCGCUAUGGCUCCUUCAGCGACCCGCAGGACGCCUGCAGCUUCAUCCGCAGCGCCGACUUUCCAGCUCUGGUGGUGAAGGCCAGCGGGCUGGCGGCGGGGAAGGGAGUCAUCGUCGCCGGGGAUCGGGACGAAGCCUGCCGGGCCGUCAUGGAGAUCAUGAAGGACGGAGCCUUUGGGUCGGCAGGAACUACGGUUGUGGUUGAGGAGUUUUUGGAGGGACAGGAAGUGUCUUGUUUGUGCUUCAGCGACGGUACCUGGGUGUCUCUGAUGCCGCCGGCUCAGGACCACAAGCGACUCCAGGACGGAGACCUGGGGCCCCUCACCGGCGGGAUGGGCGCCUACUGCCCCACCCCACAGGUGAGUCAGGAGCUGCUGCAGCAGAUCAGAGAGACGAUCCUGCAGAAGACUGUGGAUGGGAUGAGGCAGGAAGGAACUCCUUAUAUGGGCGUUCUGUACGCGGGCCUCAUGCUGACCAAUCAGGGCCCAAAGGUUCUGGAGUUCAACUGUCGCUUUGGGGACCCAGAAUGCCAGGUUCUGCUUCCUCUGCUGCAGAGCGACCUCUAUGACGUCAUCAUGAACACUGUAAGCGGGAACCUGGCCUCCAACGCCCCCGUGUGGCAGCAGGGCAGCUCUGCGGUUACCGUGGUGAUGGCCAGCACCGGAUACCCGGGUUCCUACCAGAAAGGGGUUGAGAUCACAGGUCUGACCCAGCUGCAGGACGCCGGGCUGCAGGCGUUCCACGCCGGCACCGCCCUGAAGGACGGCCGCGUGGUGUCGAGCGGCGGCAGAGUGCUGGCCGUGACGGCGGUGAGGCCGAGCCUGGACGCCGCCCUGCAGGCGGCCAAUCGGGGCAUGGCCGCCGUCGGGUUCCCGGGCGCCGUGUACCGGCGAGACAUCGGCCACCGGGCCAUCGCUCACCUGAACCAGAACCGGCGUCUGACCUACAAGGACAGUGGAGUGGACAUCGCUGCUGGGAACAAGCUGGUGGACAUCAUCAAGCCUCUGGCCAGAACCACGACCCGACCCGGUUGUGAUGCAGAGCUGGGAGGUUUUGCUGGACUGUUUGACUUGAAGGCGGCCGGGUUUGUUGACCCAAUCCUGGUGUCUGGGACGGACGGCGUUGGAACCAAGCUGAAGGUCGCCCAGGCUUGUGGCCGUCAUGGCGGUCUGGGUCAGGACCUGGUCGCCAUGUGUGUGAACGACGUUUUGGCUCACGGCGCCGAGCCGCUCUUCUUCCUGGACUAUUUCUCCUGUGGCAGUCUGGACCUGCAGGUGGCCUCCUCCGUCGUCGGCGGCGUCGCUAAGGCGUGUGAGGCGGCCGGCUGCGCCCUGCUGGGCGGUGAAACGGCGGAGAUGCCUGGUGUUUACGCUGCAGGAGAGUACGACCUGGCCGGGUUCUGCGUCGGCGCAGUGGAGCGGGGUGCCUUGUUGCCACGGUUACAGGACAUCUCGGCGGGAGACGUGCUCAUCGGAGUGGCUUCCUCUGGGAUUCACAGCAACGGCUUCAGUCUGGUCCGUAAAGUUCUGGAGAGAAGCAAACUGAGCUUCAGCUCUGCUGCUCCGUUUGGGAACCAGGACCAGACUGUCGGUGACGUGUUGCUGACUCCUACUAGGAUCUACAGCCGCCUGCUGUUGCCCGUCCUGCGCAGCGGGGCGGUUAAAGCCUACGCUCACAUCACCGGUGGGGGGCUUCUGGAGAACCUGCCCCGGGUUCUGCCCCAGGGUCUGGCAGCAGAGCUGGAUGCGUCCCAGUGGAGGAUUCCAGCUGUUUUCUCUUGGCUCUAUGAGGAAGGACGACUGAGUGAGGAGGAGAUGAGCAGAACCUUUAACUGUGGGCUCGGUGCGGUUCUGGUGGUCGGUCCGGCUGAUGCUCAGAAGGUUCUGUCUCAGCUGCAGGUCCAUGAUGAGGCCUGGGUGGUGGGCCGUCUGGUUCCUAAGCAACCUGAUGUUUCCUCUGUGGUGGUUUGCAACCUGAAGCAGAGCUUGAUGAAUGCUGGGACUGUGGAAGUGAAGGAUGCUGGUUGCCAUGGAAAUGGCGCGACAACACAGAAGAAGACCAGAGUAGCGGUUCUCAUCUCUGGUACAGGUACCAACCUGCAGGCCCUGAUGGUUCAGGCUAAAGCUCCAUGCAGCUCAGCAGAGAUCGUGUUGGUGAUUUCCAACAGACCUGGAGUUCAGGGUCUGAAGAGAGCAGCGCUGGCUGGGAUCCAGACCAGGGUUGUGGAUCACAAGCUGUAUGGCAGCAGAGCUGAGUUUGACGCCACCAUCGACUCGGUGCUGGAGGAGUUUGGAGUGGAACUGGUCUGCCUUGCUGGUUUCAUGAGGAUCCUUACUGGGAACUUUGUCAAGAAAUGGAAUGGGAGGCUCCUCAACAUCCAUCCCUCUCUGCUGCCAUCAUUCAAGGGGGUCAAUGCCCAGAAACAGGCUCUUCAGGCUGGAGUGCAAAUAACUGGGUGUACUGUCCACUUUGUAGCAGAAGAGGUGGAUGCAGGCGCCAUCGUGGUCCAGGAAGCGGUACCGGUGUUGGUUGGAGACACAGAGGAGAGUCUGUCUGCCAGAAUCAGAGAGGCUGAGCACCAAGCGUUCCCUAAAGCUCUGGAGCUGGUGGCCAGUGGAGCGGUCAAACUGGGACCAGAUGGACAUGUAGUCUGGAAGCAACAGAGUUAAAGUGUCUCCACUAAUGCAUGUCUGACAAAUGAUCAGAAACCAGUUUACAUUAAAGUCAAUCACUGACUGUAGCAAUAACGUAGAUUCUGCACGACAUUACAAUAAAUGUUCUUACCUUUCACUGUCA
Molecule: messenger RNA, 3396 nt
Organism: Poecilia latipinna (sailfin molly)
Lineage: Eukaryota; Metazoa; Chordata; Actinopteri; Cyprinodontiformes; Poeciliidae
Gene: gart
Product: phosphoribosylglycinamide formyltransferase
Exons: 23
Coding region: 237-3269 (1010 amino acids)
Biological process (GO): adenine biosynthetic process; 'de novo' IMP biosynthetic process
Cellular component (GO): cytosol
Molecular function (GO): phosphoribosylformylglycinamidine cyclo-ligase activity; ATP binding; phosphoribosylamine-glycine ligase activity
Source: RefSeq, a predicted model, not a curated record